This is a messenger RNA of Saimiri boliviensis boliviensis (Bolivian squirrel monkey), 1740 nucleotides long. RefSeq names its product solute carrier family 15 member 5 (gene SLC15A5). Gene Ontology annotation, biological process: transmembrane transport. Lineage: Eukaryota; Metazoa; Chordata; Mammalia; Primates; Cebidae. The record is from RefSeq and is a predicted model, not a curated record. Gene Ontology annotation, molecular function: transmembrane transporter activity. Gene Ontology annotation, cellular component: membrane.
AUGUCUGUUACAGACUUUACCGUAACGGAUGAGAAAGUACGCUUACAUCACAGCAUUGAGGAGGAGAAAACUGUAAGACAUAUUGGUGAUUUCUGUUCCUCAUACUCUGUGAAAAAAAUUCAGGUUGGCAUCUGCUUGCUUCUGGUGGAGCUGUGUGAGAGGUUCACAUUCUUCGAAGUGGUCUGCAACAUGAUCCCCUUUUGCACCGUCAAGCUUGGCUACCACAACUGCCAGGCAGCCGUUUUAAACUUGUGUUUUAUCGGAACGUCAAUGCUUACCCCUGUGUUUGCCGGAUGGCUCACUGAUGUCUAUUUAGGAAGAAACAAACUGGUGUAUAUUUGCUUGUUUCUACAUUUUCUAGGCACUGCUUUAUUAUCUGUGGUGGCUUUUCCCUUCGAAGAUUUCUAUCUGGGCACUUACCACGUGGUUAACAACAUCCCAAAAACGCAGCGGCACAGGCUGUUUUACGUGGCACUGUUGACCAUCUGCCUUGGCAUGGGAGGCAUAAGAGCCAUCGUCUGUCCACUGGGUGCUUUUGGCCUUCAGGAGUAUGGAUCACAAAAAGGAAUGUCUUUUUUUAAUUGGUUUUAUUGGCUCAUGAACCUAAACGCAACUAUUGUGUUUCUGGGAAUAUCUUACAUCCAGCAAUCACUAGCGUGGGCCCUUGUUUUACUUAUUCCUUUUAUGUCUACACUUAUGGCUCUGACAAUUCUUCAUAUGAUGUACUAUAACCUGAUUUAUCAGUCAGAAAAACGUGGUUCUCUCCUGACAAGCUCUGGGGUGUUGGCUAGUGCACUGAAAACAUGCCAGCUGCAAUACUGCCAUCUUGACAGAGAUGUGACAAGCCAGUUAGACCAUGCCAAAGAAAAAAAUGGUGGCUGCUACAGCCAACUCCAUGUAGAAGACACAAGAUUUUUCCUCACCCUUCUCCCUCUCUUCAUUUUUCAGCUCCUAUACAGAAUGUGCAUUAUGCAGAUUCCUUCAGGAUAUUAUCUGCAAACCAUGAAUUCCAACCUGAAUUUGGAUGGAUUUCUUCUGCCAAUUGCAGUAAUGAAUGCCAUCAGCAUCCUACCAUUACUAAUUUUAGCUCCUUUUCUGGAGUAUUUCAGCACCUGCCUGUUUCCCUCUAAGAGAGAUGGAUCAUUUCUGUCGGCAAGCAUCAUUGCUGGAAAUCUUUUUGCUGCAUUGUCUGUGAUGAUAGCUGGCUUCUUUGAAAUACACAGAAAACACUUCCCUCCAGUGGAGCAGCCCCUUUCAGGAAAAGUUCUCACUGUUUCCUCCAUGCCCUGUUUCUACCUAAUUCUUCAGUAUGUUUUACUUGGAGUGGCGGAAACGUUGGUAAACCCAGCCUUCUCUGUAAUAUCAUACAGAUUUGUUCCAAGCACCGUCAGAGGAACCUCCAUGAAUUUUCUGACACUGUUCAAUGGAUUUGGCUGUUUCACAGGGGCACUGCUGGUGGAGUUGGUAUAUCUCAUCUCAGAAGGCAAUUGGUUUCCAAACACAUUAAACAAAGGCAAUUUAGAAAGCUUCUUCUUCUUCCUGGCAUCAUUAACAUUGUUGAACGUCCUGGGAUUCUGGAGUGUUUCACAAAGAUAUUGUAAUCUAAAUCAUUUUAAUGCCCAGAACAUCCAUGGAAGUAAUCUUGAAGAAACACUUCUCCUCCACAAAAAGUCUCUGAAAUUUUAUGGCAGUAUACAGAAAUUUUCUUCAAGUAUUGAUCUUUGGGAGACAGCCCUGUGA